Molecule: messenger RNA, 4909 nt
Organism: Condylostylus longicornis
Lineage: Eukaryota; Metazoa; Arthropoda; Insecta; Diptera; Dolichopodidae
Product: GATA zinc finger domain-containing protein 14
Exons: 4
Coding region: 47-4291 (1414 amino acids)
Source: RefSeq, a predicted model, not a curated record
UGUUUUUCUUGAUCAUUCUAUUAAAUAUUAUUAAUCAAAAUACGAAAUGCCAAUAUGUGAAUCCAAAGCAAGUGAAUUACCAAUAACACCAACAUUAACUGAAAGUGACCAAAAUGCAUCUGAGUUAGCAAAAAUUAAAAAAGUACGGGAACAAGCAUAUUUUAAUUCAUAUGAUUUUGAUGCGAUUGAAGUUUUUCCACAAUCAUCAUCCUCAACAUCAUCUUCAUUAUCGGACACAUCAGUAUCAGAAGAUGAAAUUAAUUUUAGUAAAGAGAAAUCUAUAACAACAACAAAUAUUAUAAAUCAAAAUAUUAUAAAAAACAAAUCUACAUCUGCUAACACAAAAAAUAGUAUACCAAAUGAUUCAAAUAAUAAAUUCAAAGUUUCAUCUAUUACAAAAGCCUCAACAGAAACAACAACGAGAACUACAACAACCUCAGUAAUAACCGCAAAAUCAACCACAACAGCAACUUUACCAACACCAGAAGCAACAGCAACAACUAAAAUAUCAACAAAAACUCAUGGCUAUUUUGAACGUUUCAAAUCUCUGUUGUCAUCAUCGAAUGCCAUAAAAAAUAUUAAAAUUAAAUCAAUUGAUAGACAGAUAUCAAAUGAUAGUGCUAUACAAAGUGAUUGUAAUCAUUUAAGUGACAAUAUAAACGAUUGUCUAACAAUAGAUGAUGACAAUUCAUGUUGUGGUGGUGGUGAAAUCAUUGAUCGUAAUAGUUUAAAUAAUAGUAGCAAUAGCAGCUCCAAAUCGACAACAAAUUUAUACAAAGGUAGCGGUAAAAUUAACAGCAGUAAUAAUAAUAAUAAUAAUAAUAAUGGCGAUAAUAAUAACAAUAACAGUAACAAUAAAGAAGUAAAUAGUGGCAAGAAGACAAAGCAUUCACCAAAUGGAUUUAUUUUACCCCGAGCGAUAUUAAAAUAUCAAAAUAUCGAAUAUCCCGUGAAUUCAAUGCCAUCUUCUUCUUCUUCUUCAUCAGCAUCUUUGUCGCCGUCAACACAAGCAAAAUUUAAAAAUAAUUAUAAUAAUAAUAAUAAACCAAUAGCUAGUUUGCAUUCAAAAACAGCAACAACCGCUGAAACAAUAACAACUUCAACUACUGCCACAACAUCAACCAACAAAAUACAAAUAUCUGAUCCUAUCACAAUUGCAAAAAUUCAAAAUCUACAAUAUCAACACAACAAUCAACCAAUAGAACAACAAAAAAUAAAUAUUUUACAGCAAUUGCAGCAUUACAGUUUAGAUAGUAACGAUUUAUCAUUAUCUGAUAUUUGUAAUUCAACUGAUCAAGUUGCACCAAUAUUACCGAAAACUUUUACUACAUCUGCUGCUGUUCAUACCAAUACUAAUGAUUUUUCAAUUUCUGCAAAAAAUAUAUCUGAAAAAAAUUGUAGUGAUCAUAAUAUUAAUAAUAAAAUAAGAAAUUCAAGUAGCAAUGUAAGAAAUGUAGAUAAUAAUAGUAGUAUUGAUAAAUAUACCGGUGUAAAUAAUGAUGAUACUGUUCAAGAAAAUAAUUCAGAAUCAACCAAAAAAUUUAAAACAAUAACAUCAAAUGUAGCAACAUCUGUAGUUGCAACAGAAGCAGCAACUACAAUACCAAUAGAAACAAAAUUAAAUAAAAUCAAAUCACCAACAUUUACAAAAUCAUUUUUAGAAUCAUCUUCAUCAUCAUCAGCAAUAACACCAGCUACUACAAAAGUAAUAAAUACAAAUAUGCAGCGUCAAUUAUCACAAAAUUAUUCAGAGAAAAGUUCUGAUCGUAGUAGUAGUAAUGAUCAAACAAAUAAUUUGUCGCAUUAUUCAACAGAACGAAGUAACGGUGGAUCAUCUGGUUAUUAUAGUUCAAAUUUAUGUUCAUCUAGUUCAAUUGAAGAACAUAUCUAUAGUGAACCAGUUAUUGAUAAUUUAGUUGCUGAUAUACCAAACUCUAAUGAAAAAAUUCAUGAUACUAAAAUUUCAUCUGCGAUUACAUUAAAACCAAAAACAGCAACAAAUAAUAAUAUUGGUAAUAAUAAUAGUAACAUUGACGAUUGUGAUGUUGGUAGAUCAAGACUAUCAUCAUUGCCCGGUACAACCGCAUCAUCUCAAAAAAUAUGUAAAUUACCAAAAGGAUUGUUGAUGAUGAAUAUAAAUAGAAGUGAUACAAUUAAUAAAGAUAGUUUUUAUAUGACAAAUCGUAGUUUUAAUGAAACAUUUGUCGGCUCGGGACGUAAAUUUUUUAAUACAUCAUCUAUACGCCGAUCAAAAUAUUUACAUCAAUUGUAUGAUCGACAAAAACAGCAACAACAGCAACUACAGCAGAAAGAAAAUGAACAUCAACAUUAUCAACAUUUACAACAACAAUAUAAUCAAGGACAUCGCCAUGGUUUAUAUCACAAUGAUAAUUGUCAAGAAUUCACUAUUAAUUAUGUUCUUAGUGGUAAUAAUAGUAAUCAUGGCCGUCAUGUUCCACAUGCUGGUAAUGUUAAUAACCAUAACAAUAAUAAUAACAGUAAUAAUAAUAAUAAUAGUACUAUUACCAAUCAUAGUCAAGUUAAUAAUAUUGAAGAGGAUAAAAAGAAUGCUAAAAUGAAUGAAAGUUUAAAAAAUUUGGAAACAAGUAUCAAAAAUUUAGAUCGACAUUUAAAAAAUUAUCCUCAUUUAAGAAGUAAUUCUAUAUUGUUAAGAUCAACAUCUUUUGGAUCAUCGGUAUCAUCAUCAUUUGAUAAUAUUGUUGAAGAAUCAAUUGAUAUUGUUAAUAAUGAUGGCGCUGGUGGUGUAUUAAUGCAGAAAGUUCCUCAACAAUUAAAUAACGUUUAUUUGCCAACAAUAAUGGAAGGCAUAGAUAGUCAAAGCUCAAAUACGAAAAAGAAUCAACAAAAAUCAUGGACUGAUGACAUGUUGGAUGAUUCAUUAAUGGAUAUUGAUUUGGAUUCAUUCCUAUUGGUAAAUGAUAAUAAUCCUAAUAAUAAUAGCACAACUUUAGCUCAAAAUAAAUCAACAAACAUAAAAAAUAAUGAAAAUGAUUUAAAUGGAAUCGAUAAUCCAUCGUUUGAUACAAAUGAAAUUUUAAUUCGUGAACCAAUGGAAAAUAAUUAUAAAUGUUCUAAAUAUAUAAAUUCAUGUCCAGAGAAUGCAUAUAAAGUUGAAAGUGAAUUAGAACAUAAUUCAAGUACUAAUCUCCCACCGAUGAUUGGUAAUGCAUCAUUAUCAAAUGAUAAAACAAUAGCAUUUUUUUUAAAAAAAUAUGAAGAUCAAAUUCAUUUUCAAAAUACACGUGAUAUGCUUGAAGAUAUCCAAAUUAAAAUACGUAAUAUAGCUGAAAUAGCUGGUGAAGAUGAUCGUGUUAUACCAAAGGCAAUGGAAAAUAAUAUAAAUUUAUUAAAAAUUCAAUUAGAAGAAUAUUUAUCAAUUAUGAAUCAUAAUAGUGAUUUGGAAAUAAAACAAUUUUGUAAUGGUGUUGUAAAUAAUCAAAAACUUGUAACAUUAACCAAAGCAUUUGAACGUCGUAAAUCAUUAACAACAGGAACAAGUAGUUGUUGUAAUAGUGAAUUUGAUUAUGAUAUUAAUUAUGAAUCGGUACCGAAACGUUCAUGUUGUUCAAUUAUUAAUAAUAAUAACAAUAAUAAUAUGAAUAUGAAUACAUCAAUCAAUAGUGCCAUGAUUGUUAGUAAUGGUAAUAGAUUAUUAUAUGAUGGUGGAUCAAUAAUUAGACCAAAACAAUUAUCAUUAAAUGACAAUGAGAAAUCAUUAUAUAUUAAUAAUAAUAAUUGUAAUAGUAAUAAUGGAGGUUUAAAUAGCCGGAAUAUAUCAAUCAAUGAUAAAUUAAGUUAUAAUGAUCUAUAUCGUUUAGAAAAUGGUGAAUUUGAUAAAGAUCAUAUAAUGAAUAACAGAACAAGUCAAAUGCAAAAGAACUUAUCAUAUCAUAGUCCAUUUUUGGAUAGAGAAGAUAUUCAUCGGACAGAAACUGAAGAUAAAAAUUCAAUAUUAGAAUGGCAUCGUAAUAAACCAAGCAGUUGGGAAUUGUAUUAUGGUACAAAUCGUAUUCAUCAUACUGUUAGGGAUUAUAGUGGAAAACAUUCACAGGCGUUGAUGUCUUAUCCAUCAUCACGUCCUGAAUCUGAUUUUACGCUAGAUCUGCCAAGAGCAGAACAAUUACGUUUAAAAAUGGAUAAAGAAAAAAAAUUUCGUCAGCGUUGCAGAAUAUUAACAACAUUCUUAAGUUUAGUAUUCUUUUUAUUAACUGUUAUGGUUGUUAGUCUAGUGCUUACACGUGGUAAAAGAAUGUUUGGAAGCAUGUUGUAAGCAACAAACAAAAAAAAAAAACUAAUAAAAAAAAAUAAAAUUAUUAGCAAAAAUUUGUAGCAAGGAAAAAAUAAAAUUUUUUGAACGUGAUUUUUUUCCAGUCGAAUUUGAAAGGAUACAAAAAAAAAAUUUGAAAAUUAAAAUAUAAAAUAAAAAAAUAAUAUAUAAGGACUGAAAGGAACACUUAUUUUGAUUAGAACGAUGAUGUGCACGGAAUAUGUACAGGUAAGUAUCGGUUGCAUUUCUGCAACAAAAAACUAAAUCUUUUCAAUGGCAUUGCACUGGACGAACUAUUGUGACUAUAAAUUUUUUUUGAGGGAGGUACUUUUGGAUUUUAUAAAUAUCUUUUAAUAUUCAUCUCAAGUCAAUUUUUAAGACAAAGCAUACUUCAUCAAAAUUGUAUAUAAAAAAAACUGCACAUACUUAAGCUUACUCGAGAUAAAAAUUAUUUAGUAGUCUAGAAAUAGUCUACAUCAAACGCUAAUUCAAAUUUUUAAAAAGUCUAAAAAAUUCGUGCGGUUAAAUGUGACGCAUGAUUGCAACCGGAAUCUAUUCAUAUGAAUUAAAUUUUCGGCAACGGCAAUCAAACCCCGAAAUUUUGAUUCAUACGAGUUGAAU